ACUUAAACAGGUAAGAUGUGGAUUCAGCCACGUCGAAACACGGGUUUCUAGAGCGUGUUGGUAUUAUAAUAUCCCGUAGUUUAUUGUAAAAUAGAGGAUAUUUGUGAAAUGUCACGAAUGGAGGUAAGUCAGUUACAACAAGUCAGGUCGAAUUAGGACUUUUUUUCUGUGGAUCUAUAGGAACAUGAACGGAGCUCCAGUGGAUUUAUCCUUCAAACACUUCAGCAGUUUGUCAGAUGCAUGGACAGAGGAACCCAGCAGCAGUCUGCGACCUUUAAAGAGAAAUUCAAAGAAGAAGUACCUGAGCUGCUCCAUGCGUCUCAACAACAACAACAUCACUGACCUUCAUGACCUCCAUGCGACUUUUGGCCACUUCCUGGCUGAGCCAUCGCAGCUCGCCUGGCUGGACCUCUCCUUCAACAAUAUAUCACACAUAGAUAAAGUUUUGUGCGAACUGCUGGAACUGCGUGUGUUAUAUCUCCACGGCAAUGGGCUUUUUAUUCUGUCAGAGGUGGACAGGCUGGGAGUGCUACCACGUCUGCAUACCAUCACUCUGCACGGAAAUAUGAUAGAAACCAACAAAGCUUACAGGAGUCGCGUGAUUUCUGCUCUGCCUCGGUUAAAGACGAUGGACUUCAGUGCUGUGACACGCCAGGAGCGAGUCAUGGCUAAGAUUUGGUCUCAGAGCCACAGACGCAGCAGAGAGACUCUCCAGUGACCGCUGACUCGCCUCCGUCGUGGUCUGUUGAAACCAGCUUCGCCCAAAUGUACUGCUGUCUUCAAUCAGCUGCUGGAAAACCUCAUGUAUUGUGUUUGUAUAUCUGAAGUGAAACCAGCCACUUAUCUUUUUUGUUGUUAUUUGCUGUGAUUAACAGUUUAUUAUUGGAUGGUCCAAAGAAACCCUUUACAGAUGAUAAAAGACUACAUUAAGACACUUUAUUGCUGAUCAUUUAAGUGACAGGGAGGAAGUUUCCCUGAGCCAUCCCGCCAUAGUGGCCGUGACAUACUUUAGAUGUCUGUGAAUGAUUUGAUUUUGUUGUUUCAAACAUGGAUUUGGGUUCUGUAAUAUCUUUAUAAAUGAUCAUGCAUCUCAAGUGUAGCACACUGGAUAUUAACCUUAAUGAAGUUUCAUUACUGAAUCUACCACUUUGGUGUUAACAGCAUAUGGAUGUAAGAUUUUAUAAGACACCUGUGUUAUGUUGAAAAACUUUAAUGAAUUAAAACAAAACAAAACAGAAAUCUUAAAACUUUUUGGUACUAGCCUAAAGAUAUUACACAUCUAAAAGAAAUGCAGAGUACCCUUUGCAAAAAGCUCAAAUGGACCGUGUGCUUGAUUGAUCACGGCCUUGCAGCUCAUCCCUUUAGAGGCUCCAGAGCGGCUCACCAGAGUCAACACACAAAUAAAUAAUCACAAAAAGGUCUCCGAUAAUUUUAUCUGCCGUGGUACAUAUAUUGUUAAGAGCUCACCCACACUGCAACAAUGGUUAGUUUCUGAUUAAAAGGAAUAACUCAAUCAUAUUACAAUCUGCAGCAGAAAGCUUCGUUUAAAAGCCAACAGAUGCAGUCCUUAAAAGGUUUCUUGCGUUUGAUAAAAACAUUUAUUUACCGCCAAAAGAUCUUCGCCAAUUCCUGACAAUCAACUCUACUAAAAGAGGAACAUCAUACAAGCCAUCAUGUUUUUAUAGUCCAUCAGAAUAUUCUGUACAAAGGCGGCAUGAAUACAUACAAUAUCGGUCACUGCACCCUUCACACAUCAACCCCCUCCGUCUGUCUGUCUGCCUCCACUGCUAUUAAAUAUUGAGUUAUUUCAA
Messenger RNA from Gasterosteus aculeatus aculeatus (three-spined stickleback), 1811 nucleotides. Lineage: Eukaryota; Metazoa; Chordata; Actinopteri; Perciformes; Gasterosteidae. The record is from RefSeq and is a predicted model, not a curated record.